Molecule: messenger RNA, 271 nt
Organism: Geodia barretti
Lineage: Eukaryota; Metazoa; Porifera; Demospongiae; Tetractinellida; Geodiidae
Source: the annotation of a GenBank genome assembly
UAGAUUCUUGUUUUUAUUUUUAUUUAUACAGAGAAUGAGCUCGCGUGAUGGUUACAGGCCUCGCCACAGAGGCAGGACAGGUCCAUACCGCAACAGGCCUCGCCACAGAGACAGGACAAGUCCAUACCACAACAGGCCUCAACAGCAAGGAGCAUCGCGUUACCAUCAUACCAGGUUUCAGAGAAGGACCAAUCUUUUUUGCAACAGUAGUAAAGCGGGAUACAAAGCAGCUAGAAGAAGGUCGUCUUAUAGUGAAGUUUGAAGGAAACAC